Messenger RNA from Racocetra persica, 2032 nucleotides. The record is from the annotation of a GenBank genome assembly. Lineage: Eukaryota; Fungi; Glomeromycota; Glomeromycetes; Diversisporales; Gigasporaceae.
UCCCCUCCUUGAUCUUAUUAAUGAAGCUCAUCAAAAAAAUAACGUAGGAAAUACAGCAGAAGCAAUAACCGAUCAGGAUCAGCAUGUAUAUGACAUGAACGAUGUGCAUCAAGCAAUUUCUCAAUUCCUUGUCUCGUAUGUUUUUGGGCUUCUUGAAAACGCAGAUCAUACUGGCCGUGCGAUUCCAGACGUAAAUUCUAAAAUUUGUUAUGAAUUUGCAUCCUCGGGUAAUUGCUUUGCAGCUUUGUAUAAGUAUAACAAGUGUCAAGAUUGGCACACAAAGCCAACACCAACGAUUUUGUACAAUCAUCUGUUGCUUUUAUGUCGACAAUAUACCGUAAUGAGAAAGAUGCUUGUAUUAUAUCAUCGUCGUAUACUUAAAGAUAACCAAAGUAAAAAUGUCCUUCGUCGACAGAGAUAUUGGGCUGAAAAACUAGUUGACCAUCUCUUCCGUUAUCAGUCUCCACAGACAAGUUGUGCUGAGAUCUCUUAUAUAGUGAUCCGCAAUCAUCUUAACGACAUGCGUAAUGAUUUAUUUAAUGUAGCUGAUAAAGUAUGGCUUAAAGAUGGAUUCAACAGUGGCAAGGACUUUGGGGCCAUGCUAAAAUGCAUGUUCGUAUUACAACAGUUACGACAUAAAUGGGGUUACAAUAAAUUCAGAUGGGUAGUGAAUAAACCUUAUUUUGAGGUGAAAAAAACCCCAUUAAUUGGCUUUGAAUAUGAUCAAAAACGUCGUUGCUAUGUUUCAGUAGGAAAACAUCUUUAUUCGUUUUUCUACUGUCUUAAUUUCAAUAAGGUGAUAGAUGCAAUUAGUCAUGCGACGGUAUUUAUUCGCUAUGCCAUAGGACACAUUCGUGAUGUUUUCCAAAUGGACGCAUCAGAAUCACUUGGUGAUCUUACAUCCCUUAUUGAGUUCACGAUUUCACUAGUUUUUGCGGCUAGUCCUAGACUUUGCGAUUUUUGUCUUCCUCAAAGUUAUUUGGUCAAUUAUUUUUAUGCAUUUGAUGUAAAGCCACUCCUUCCAAACGUCAAUAUCCACAAUGAAUAUAACAUAGAGGACUAUAAAAGUGCAAUUGGAGAUUUUUUUGAUUUAUCUCAUCAGCUUCUCUGCGAGUUGGAUUUCACUAAAAAUUAUCAUUCACCGAUUAUCCUUCGGCUAUUACGACUGCUAAUCCUUAUUGGAUAUAAUGAAUCCAUUUGCGAAUCCACUUCCAUAUCAAAGGUUAUAAAUCUUUUUUCGAGUAUGAAGUUUUCCCAUUCUGAGAAGAUCAAUAGAUAUCUGAAAGAACGCAGUAUGGGACUGCUUAUAAAAACUCUUAUCAACGAUCUUAGGGAGACAGGCUGCGAUUCCUUAGUCGUAGUCUACUACCGCAGAGAAGACAUAUCUAAUUUUGCUGAACUAAUAAAUGAUGGAGCUAAAAUACUCAAAUAUAAUUCUAGUGAAGAAUUCAGGUCUUCCCUUUGGAAAAUCGUAUCUCCAGUAGCUAGCGAAAGAAAGGAAAUUUCUGAAAGCGAAAGAAAGGAAAUCUCUGAAGAUAACCCGGAGUCAGCUGAAGAAAUUCAAGCUUGGUUCCAACAAAUUACCGAUUCCCCUCAUGCUGAUAAAAAUGCCAAAAUGAUACAAUAUUGGUUUCGCUCAGUACUCAUACGAAAGCAAAAGUCCCGCAAGUAUGUUCGAGAUACAACUCUAGAUAAGAUUUAUAAUGAUAUAUCUAAUUUUUGCAACGAUGCAUCGCACUGGGAAGCUGCUAAGAGACUAAAAGGAAAAAGGGUGGUGCGCAAGUAUAUUAUGCUCUUGAAAGGUGAUGCGAGUAAGACUAUCGAUGACGAAACGACAUAUUCUUGCAUAAACCUAGAGGACGAUUUAAGGUUUAAAUAUUAUGAUAAUGUUAAGUUUGCCCUGAAAUCGUUAUCAACGACUGAAAAUGCAGUACAACAUGAAAAGGCAAACGUUGAAUGGCUUGAAAAUGAAUUACAAAAAACGAACGACACUAUUAAGAAUGUUUUGGAAUGGAUAGAUGAAUGCAAGACU